Tinamus guttatus (white-throated tinamou) is the source of this 2208-nucleotide messenger RNA. The record is from RefSeq and is a predicted model, not a curated record. Lineage: Eukaryota; Metazoa; Chordata; Aves; Tinamiformes; Tinamidae.
AUGGGACCCCUUACAAAUAUCUUUAUCUUUGCCUGGGUCUUUAUAUUCACUCUUUGGAAUAAUAUCCAGAUGACUGUGGAAAAUGAAUUUACUGCAAACUAUUCAAGCAAUUUGCUAACUACUGUCCCAAAAAACAUUUCAGUUAAUAUUCGUUUAUUAGAUUUAUCAUAUAAUAAGAUUUCUGAAUUUAGUAUCUUUGAUUUUAUGCCUCUUUCUGACCUUCGAGUAUUGAAUCUUUCUCAUAAUCUAAUUACAGAUCUUGACUUCAAUGCCUUCAUGUUUAAUCAAGAUUUAAAAUACUUAGAUUUGUCUCAUAACAAGAUUUUGAAAGUUUACUGUCAAGCUGUUGAAAGUCUUAGACAUUUAGAUCUUUCUUUCAAUGAGUUUACUGCCUUGCCCAUCUGUCAGGAAUUUGGGACCAUGUUUCACCUCGAAUACCUAGGAUUAAGUGCCACGAUGAUACAGAGAUCAGACUUCAGAUCCAUCACACAUUUGCAGCUGCACACUGUCUUCCUAACCUUACAAGUCUUUUCUAGGUAUGAACCUCAGAGUCUGAUAGCCUUAAAUACAAAGAGCCUCCACAUAGUCUUUGCAGACAACCAGAACUUCAGUUUUUUCCUCUUGUAUGAUGGAAUGAGCACGUCAGAAAAUUUAAAAAUAACUAACAUAAGAUAUAGUGUGAGUUACAAAGAUUUCCCUUUUCCUCCAUUAGACCUUCUGAAAAAAAUCAAGACAAAAGUCCUGGUGCUAGACAAUGUGGAUUUACAAUGGGGUAUCAUUUUCCAGAUUUUUUUGCUUAUUUGGUAUUCACCUGUAGAGUACUGGACUGUGAAAAACGUAACUUUUCGAGGAUCAGUGGGAAAAGUGACAGAAUAUGAAUAUUUAUUUUUCUUAAGCUUUCAGGAACGAUUGAUCGAUUCAGGUAGCUCCUUGAAAGCACUAACUUUAGAACACGUUCGUAAUAAGGUUUAUUAUUUCAACCAAGGAAUUCUAUAUAGACAAUUUUCAGAGAUGAAUAUUGGAAAAUUAACAAUAUGUGAUGCAUAUAUGCCACACAUGCUUUGCCCCAAGAGAAUAAGCUCGUUUCAGUAUUUAAAUUUUUCUCACAAUGCCCUGACAGAUGAAUUGUUCCAGAAUUGUGUCACUCUGACAGAUUUGAAAUCACUUAUUUUGAGGAGAAAUAAAUUUAAGAGCCUGUUCCGGGUGAGCCUAAUGACCAGCCAUAUGCAAUCGCUGAGCUAUUUGGACAUGAGCAGCAACAUGCUGCAUUACGAUGGGGCUGAGGAGCACUGCCAGUGGGCCGACUCCCUGACGGAGCUGGACUUAUCCUCCAACCAGCUGACCGAGUCCGUGUUUGAGUGCUUGCCGGUCAAUAUCAAAAGGCUGGACCUACAGAACAACCAGAUUGCGAGUGUGCCCAAAGGGAUUGCUGAGCUGGAGUCCUUGAGAGAGCUGAAUCUGGCUUCGAACCGUCUAAGCGACCUGCCCGGCUGCAGCAGCUUUCCUGCGCUGGCAGCCCUGAACAUCGAGAUGAAUUCAAUCCUCGCGCCGUCGACGGACUUUGUCGCGAGCUGCUUGCUUGUGAUCGCGCUGCUCGUGACGCUGGUGCUGGUGGCCAUCGUGGCCUUUCUGUGUAUCUACUUUGAUGCCCCGUGGUACAUUCGGAUGACUUGGCAAUGGACGCAGACGAAGCGGAGGGCUUGGCACGGUUGCCCCAGAGAGCAGGAAGCGGCUCUGCAGUUUCACGCCUUCAUUUCGUACAGCGCGCGCGAUUCUGUGUGGGUCACGAAUGAGCUGAUCCCAAACUUGGAGAAAGGGGAGGGCUGUGUGCGGCUGUGCCAGCACGAGAGGGACUUCAUCCCGGGCAAAAGCAUCGUGGAGAAUAUCAUUGACUGCAUAGAGAGGAGCUACAAGUUGAUCUUUGUGCUGUCUCCCAACUUUGUGCAGAGCGAGUGGUGUCACUAUGAGCUCUACUUUGCCCACCACAAGUUAUUUAGCGACAGCUCCGAUAGCUUAAUCCUCAUUUUACUGGAGCCGAUUCCUCCGUACAUCAUUCCUGCCAGGUAUCACAAGCUGAAGGCUCUCAUGGCCAAGAGAACGUACCUGGAGUGGCCAAAGGAGAGGAGCAAGCAUGCCCUUUUCUGGGCUAACUUGAGAGCAGCUAUUAGCAUUAACCUGCCUAUAUCUUUUCAAGCAAAUGAGGCAUAG